This is a messenger RNA of Purpureocillium lilacinum, 1794 nucleotides long. RefSeq lists its product as uncharacterized. The record is from RefSeq and is a predicted model, not a curated record. Lineage: Eukaryota; Fungi; Ascomycota; Sordariomycetes; Hypocreales; Ophiocordycipitaceae. Gene Ontology annotation, cellular component: plasma membrane. Gene Ontology annotation, molecular function: transmembrane transporter activity. Gene Ontology annotation, biological process: transmembrane transport.
AUGGCCGCCGUCAACGGCCCCCCGCCGCAACUCGCGACGGAGCAAAACCCGCAGCUUGUCGCGGACCUGGAAAAGGAUCGCAUCAGCGAGGGCCAUCAAUAUGCCGAAAAAGAUCCCGAGAAGGAUGGCAGUGAGUCGGACGCCGACUCCCAGGAGAUGCAGGACGGUGUCAAGCGCGUCGAGGCCAUCACGCAGGUCUGGUCGCGCACCGAGCUUGUCGCCAUGUUUGUCCUCCUCUACCUCGUCACAUUCGUCGACAAUCUCCUCCAAAACGUCCAGGGCAACCUCGUCCCCUACGUCACCUCUUCCUUUGCGCAACACGCCCUCCUGUCCACGACGGGUGUCAUUGCCACCAUCGUGGGCGGCGUCUGCAACCUCACCAUUGCCAAGAUCAUUGACAUCUGGGGGCGCUGCGAGGGCUUCAUCUGCAUGGUUGUCCUCGUCGUCGUCGGCAUGAUCAUGAAGGCCACCUGCAAGAACGUUGAGAUGUACGCCGCCGCCCACACCAUCUACUGGGUCGGCCACCUUGGUCUCGGAUACGUCAUCUCCAUCAUGCUCGCCGACAUGACCACUCUGCGCAACCGUCUCAUCCUCUUCGGCCUGCAGCAGACGCCCCUCAUCGCCAGCACCUUUGCCGGCCCCGAGAUUGCCAACCUCUUCUACACCAACGUCAACUAUAACUGGGCCUUUGGCUCCUUCUGCAUCAUCCUCGUCGCCUUCUGCUUACCCGUUGCCGUCGUCUUCAUCAUCAGCAAGCGCAGGGCGGUCAAGCAGGGCCUCUACCCCCCUCGCGUGAGCGGUCGCACCAAGUGGGAGUCGUUCAAGUACUACUUUGUCCAGUUUGAUGCCGUCGGCAUGUUCCUCACCGUCGCCGGCUGGUCUAUCCUGCUCCUGCCAUUCAGCAUCGCCACCUCGGCGCCUAAUGGCUGGAAGACGGGCUACAUCAUUGCCAUGAUCGUCCUCGGAGUCGUCCUGUUGGUCGCCUUCGGCAUCUGGGAGAAGUACUUUGCGCCGGUCAGCUACUUCCCCUGGAAGUACCUCAAGAACCGCACCAUCCUGGGCGCAUGCCUCGUCUACGCCUUCAUGUUCAUGAGCACCUUCGCCUGGGACACGUACUACGGCUCUUACCUGCAGGCCGUCAACUUCCUCGACAUUACCAUCUCGGGCUACGUCCUCAACAGCUUCUCGCUGAUGUCUGCCUUCAUUAGCCCAUUUGUCGGACUCUUUGUCCGCUACACUGGUGACUACAAGUGGCUGUCCAUUGCCGGCGUCCCCUUCUCGAUCCUGGGAACCGCCCUGCUCAUUAAGUUCCGAACACCUGACAGCGAUGUUGGUGUCUUGGUCAUGUGCCAGCUCUUCAACGGCCUUGCCACUGGCAUCUGGGCCAUGACCGCCCAGCUGGCCAUCAUGGCCCAGGUCCACCACCAGCAGAUCGCCGUCGCCAUUGCCAUGUUUGGCCUUUUCGGAUCCAUCGGCGCGUCCAUCGGCCAGGCCAUUGCAGGAGGCAUCUGGACCAACAUCCUGCCGGACAAGAUCGCCGAGGCGCUGCCCGCCGACAUGCAGGACCAGGUCUUCCAGCUCUAUGGCAACCUGUCUGCGGUCGUGGAGGCACCCCGCGGUAGCCCCGCGCGUGAGGCUGUCAUCGAGGGCUAUGGCAUCGUCCAGCGGUACAUGGUCAUUGCCGGUGCUUGCUUCAUCCCCCUGUGCCUUGCCGCGCUGCUGCUCUGGAAGAACGUCAACGUCAAGAAGCUCGAGGAGGAGAAGGGCAAGCAGACCAAGGGCACCGUCUUUUAA